AUGAAGAGCAUUACUGAAUGCAUGGGCUUUGGCUUUUCAUUGAGGCAAGAACCUUGGGGUGCCAUAAAGACCACUCUAGAGUAUCUGUGGGAUGUUUACUCAAAGCCGACCCAGGCUGCCAAGGAGGUCCUGACGUUACUUUCUAUGUGUUUCAUUAUCGCCAUGGUGACUGGUAGUCUCCUCUACCAUUGGAUGACAGAGAUCCUGAGAUAUGACAGUGGUACUUCCAGCACUGCUGCCUGCAUCUAUAGCGUGGCCAUCCUUUUCCUCUCGUUCCUCUGUCAUCCUCUCCGUUGUGUGCUAACUAUGAUCUUGCCCACUCUGGGCACCAAACAGGGGCGCAAGCUGAUCAUUUCCACCUCUGUGAUUGUGUUAGUGUUGAGCAUCAUCCUUAACAUAACCGUUAACAUGGGAGUGGUGAUGCACGUUUUAAAGUGCACCUCUGAAGGUUUUGUCCACUCUCUUUUAAACUCAUCUGAGCUGUUUCAAGAAGCAAAGAGAGAUCUUGUUAGAGAGACUAUCAAAGUGAAACAGGAAGAACUGAAUAUUGUUAACAGAUUGAGUAAAUUUGAUCAUUUUACACACAUUGAUGUGUCAAAGGUCAAAAAUACAUUUGUUACUGUAAGCAAGCAGAUUGAGAGUGACUUUUCACGUGCCAAUAAACUGCUGGAGGAUUAUAAACUUCUGUCAAACAGGAUUCUGGCGGCCAUCUUUCUAAUCUACCUGAUAGUUGAAUCAGCCUACUACCUGAAGUCAUAUGUCAUUUCAGUUAAGUUUGACAACGUUUACAUCACAAGACAGUUGCUGCAAAAAGCAUCUGAUGAUGGAAUCCAGAUAGAGCCAACUAACUUGAAAAAUAUGGUCAAUUCCACAAGUUGUAAAAUAACAAAACAGGAAUUUACCAGAUGUCUUGCUCCCAUGGUAGUGGUGACUUUGUAUUUAAUUGUUAUUAUCUUCAUAAUGGUUUUGGAUCACAUUGUGUACCAUCUAGUUACAGUGAGUGUGCCUUGGCUGCAGGAUGUUCCAGCUACAUCUGUCAGCAUAGCUGUGAAAUAUAAGAUUCACCUGCGCUUUCCAGGUCUAUGUAUUAUCCCAGCUAUCUGUAGGGAUACAGAACUGGCAAACUUCCACAAGCAGUAUGACUGGACAUUUAGCCCAGAGGCUUUACACUGUGAUAUUGAGCCCUCUGCACCAGACCUGAGAGUUAGGGUCUUCCUGGGACUACUCUGUCUGGUGAGCUACAUCAUGGUGUUGCUGGAGGUCUACGCCAGGCGCAUCCGCAGAAAAGUGUCUGCAUCCUUCUUCAAAACGCAGGAGGAAAAAAGAAUUAAUUUCUUAUUGAAGAAGAUACAGGCGAAACAGGACACAAGAGAAAACAAUAUAUUUUUCAUCGAAGCUGUGAAUGAGACCAGCGUUCACACAAACCAAAACGUAAUUUGA
This is a messenger RNA of Salvelinus namaycush (lake trout), 1440 nucleotides long. RefSeq names its product osteoclast stimulatory transmembrane protein. Lineage: Eukaryota; Metazoa; Chordata; Actinopteri; Salmoniformes; Salmonidae. The transcript is spliced from 3 exons. Gene Ontology annotation, cellular component: membrane. Bases 1 to 1440 code for a protein of 479 amino acids. The record is from RefSeq and is a predicted model, not a curated record.